This is a messenger RNA of Cucurbita pepo subsp. pepo (vegetable marrow), 2426 nucleotides long. RefSeq names its product S-adenosyl-L-methionine-dependent methyltransferases superfamily protein (gene QUA3). Gene Ontology annotation, cellular component: endosome; trans-Golgi network; cytoplasm. NCBI's taxonomy places the organism in Eukaryota, Viridiplantae, Streptophyta, Magnoliopsida, Cucurbitales, Cucurbitaceae. Gene Ontology annotation, molecular function: S-adenosylmethionine-dependent methyltransferase activity. The record is from RefSeq and is a predicted model, not a curated record.
GUGAAGGUGAGACCCUUGUCUGUCUCUGGAUCAUCGAAGCUCCGAGGGAGUGAGAUUCGACUGUGGAUUCCCACUUCAAACCGAACAUUCAAUCUCCCUUUGAAAUUUACUUUCAAUUUCAUUCAAUCUCAUCUCUGAUUCCAUCGGAGCAUCAUUUUUCAUGUUUCUCUGCUUCAAUUCAUGCUAAAUAUUCCAUCUCCAGUACCGGUUGGAGUUAGAUUUGCAGUACCGACAAAACCGCGUUGUUCGUCAGAUGUUUGAUUGAUCAGAUCCAGAUUUCAGGAACGAUGGGUCACGUUAACUUGCCGGUUUCCAAGAGAAAUACGCGGCAAUGGCGACUUCUUGAUAUUGUUUCCGCGGCGUUUUUUGGUUUGGUUGUGUUGUUCUUUCUUCUCGUUUUCACUCGUCUCGGUGACUCGCUUGCUGCCUCUGGCCGACAGACUUUGCUGCUUUCUAAUGCUGAUCCACGGCAGCGUCAGCGAAUUAUGGAGUUGGUUGAGGCUGGGCAAAAGCAGGCUAUUGAAGCUUGCCCUGCCGCCGCUGUGGAUCACAUGCCUUGCGAGGAUCCGAGGCGGAAUAGCCAAUUGAGCAGGGAGAUGAAUUAUUAUAGGGAGCGACAUUGCCCGCUUCCUGAUGAGACGCCGCUCUGCUUAAUUCCACCGCCCGAUGGGUAUAAGAUACCUGUCCAAUGGCCGGAGAGCUUGCACAAGAUAUGGCACAGCAACAUGCCUCACAAUAAGAUUGCAGACAGGAAAGGACAUCAAGGAUGGAUGAAACAGGAAGGCCCGCAUUUCAUUUUUCCAGGUGGCGGUACCAUGUUUCCAGACGGUGCGGUGCAAUAUAUUGAGAAACUUGGACAAUACAUUCCUAUAAAGGGUGGUACUCUAAGGACUGCACUUGAUAUGGGCUGUGGGGUUGCUAGUUUCGGGGGGUAUCUGCUUACUGAGGACAUUCUUACUGUGUCUUUUGCUCCAAGAGAUUCCCAUAAAUCCCAGAUUCAAUUUGCCUUGGAAAGAGGGGUUCCAGCAUUCGUUGCCAUGCUUGGAACUCGGAAACUCCCUUUUCCAGCAUUCUCAUUUGAUUUGGUGCAUUGUUCACGUUGUUUAAUUCCGUUUACUGCUUACAAUGCUACAUAUUUCGUCGAAGUUGAUCGUGUACUUCGCCCAGGGGGGUAUUUGGUCAUAUCUGGACCACCUGUACAAUGGCCCAAACAAGACAAAGAAUGGGCAGAUCUUCAGAGUGUUGCAAGAGCAUUAUGUUACGAGUUAAUUGCCGUAGAUGGUAAUACCGUCAUCUGGAAAAAGCCUACUGGAGAUUCGUGUCUUCCUAAUCAAAAUGAAUUUGGACUUGAAUUGUGCAGUGAGUCUGAUGAUCCAAAUCGUGCAUGGUAUGUGAAAUUAAAUAGAUGCGUGAGUAGAACGUCUUCUGCCAAGGAAGCGAUCUCUGUUGGCACAAUUCCAAAAUGGCCGGAUAGGCUAGCAAAAGCUCCUUCAAGAGCUGAAGUUGUGAAAAAAGGUCUCGACGUGUUCAAUGCUGACACUCGGCGAUGGGAAAGGAGGGUUUCUUAUUACAAAAAGUCUUUAAAUCUGAAGCUGGGCACCCCAGCAGUACGCAAUGUGAUGGAUAUGAAUGCAUUUUUUGGAGGCUUUGCUGCAGCCAUAAGAUCUGACCCUGUUUGGGUGAUGAACGUUGUUCCUUCUCACAAGCCAGCCACUUUGGCUGCUUUAUAUGACCGAGGCUUAAUUGGAGUCUACCAUGACUGGUGUGAGCCUUUCUCUACGUACCCACGUUCUUAUGAUUUUAUCCACGUAUCUGGAAUCGAAUCACUCGUUAGAUAUCCAGGUUUCGACAAGAGCAGGUGUAACCUUGUUGAUCUAAUGGUGGAAAUGGACCGAAUCUUACGUCCUGAAGGAACAGUAGUGAUUCGAGACCAUCCUGAAGUUAUUGAAAGGGUAAACCGCAUAGCUCGAGCGAUAAGAUGGACUGCCACAAUACACGAAAAAGAGCCGGGAUCACAAGGAAGAGAAAGAAUCCUCGUUGCAACCAAAAGCUUUUGGAAGCUACAUUGAAAGGAUGAUGGGGCUGUUUAUCCUCGUGAUCCAGUAACUUUAUUUAUAGGGCAUUUGGUAGCUUAAAGUCAUGCCUACUUUUAUGGUGGAAAUGGAGGUAAUCCAAAUAACUGAUUCACAUGUAUGUUUACGAAAAUGCCCCGUAAAAUAUUUGUAUUGGGAGACGUAAAUUUGAUUCGUGAACUUUUCUUUCAUUUUGGGCUUUAUAUGUUUGUUUUAUUUUAGUUCUGUGAUCUUGUAUUCAACUUGAGUAUAGAUCAAGUAAUUAAAGCAUAGACCAUCGCGCACGUAAGAAGUUAAAGAUUUUGAUCCCCCACUCCUAGAUAUUCUUGAACUAUAUAUAUAUAUAUAUGGACA